Ascochyta rabiei is the source of this 807-nucleotide messenger RNA. Its product is annotated as sporulation-specific protein 22. The record is from RefSeq and is a predicted model, not a curated record. NCBI's taxonomy places the organism in Eukaryota, Fungi, Ascomycota, Dothideomycetes, Pleosporales, Didymellaceae. Gene Ontology annotation, biological process: regulation of synaptonemal complex assembly. The coding region runs from base 1 to 807 and encodes 268 amino acids. The transcript is spliced from 3 exons.
AUGCGGUGUGCUGGACUAACAAACCAGCUUCAAUACUACUUAGAAGUACGUAAACAUUGCCAGGAGUUUCGCUGUGUCACAACCGAGGUAGCGAAGAUAUUAAGCGGAGCUGCACAAGACGACAUACUGUCCAAACAACUGCAGAUAGUGAAGCUCGAGCUGGAAGCGGUUCUGAAGUUACAGAGAUGGGAUGAGCUCGACAGCCUUUUUGAGCAAUGUUGGACCUGCAAGAGCUCAGAUCGUUACGAAACACUGGCAGAUUUGGUCCUUGUUAUCCAUUCGUCUCUCGUGCAAGCCAAUGCGGAUGCGAGAUACCAAGGCAAAGCUUUGUCGAUGCUGCAGAAGAUAAUCAAUUUGACGUCGCGACAAAACGGUAGCGAUGUCACGAGACUAUCGCGUUGGCUUCGAUGUCUUUUCGAAUCUACCCUCACAUUCGAUGAAACCAUCAGCCUCAAGUGCCUCGAUCAGGCUACGCAAAUUGCAGCGAAGAAAUAUGGGCGUCCGCAUCUGUCUGGUGCCUUAUUGUCAUCCAUGGCCACCCCUCCCCCAAGUCCUGUAAAGCUCGAACAUGACGUCGAUUCAACUGACGAGAAGCUAAAGCAGCCCGAUCGAUACCCGGCUACAGAACUUGAGUGGCUAGCCACGUCGUCUUUCAAUCGUGCUGUGGACUAUUACUUGGCAGACAACGAUACGUUGUGUAAAGAAUGGGCGGAGAAAGCUAUGACAGUUGCGCAGUGGCUCGAGGACGAUGGACGCCUAAGAGAUCUGCUGAUGGGAAAGUUCUCGGCUUUGCAGUUCGACAAAUAA